CAUGUGUCCCGCGGUGGCUUCUGGGAAGUGCUGAGAACCGGAAGUAAACAUUGGCGUAUUGGCUUUGUUUCCGUCCAGUGGUUUGGGGUCCCCUGCGACAGGACUUGAGGAGGCCAGAUAACAAUGGCGGCUGCAGCUGUGGACACAGCUAAUGCUGCCCCCGUGGCAGGGUCCAAAGAAAUGAGUUUGGAGGAACCAAAGAAGAUGACCAGAGAGGACUGGAGAAAGAAGAAAGAGCUAGAAGAACAGCGAAAACUAGGUAAUGCUCCUGCAGAAGUUGAUGAAGAAGGAAAAGACAUCAACCCUCAUAUUCCUCAGUAUAUUUCUUCAGUGCCAUGGUAUAUUGAUCCAUCAAAAAGACCUACUUUAAAGCAUCAGAGACCACAACCAGAAAAACAGAAGCAGUUCAGCUCAUCUGUAGAAUGGUAUAAGAGGGGUGUAAAAGAGAAUUCCAUAACUACUAAGUACCGCAAAGGAGCGUGUGAAAAUUGUGGGGCCAUGACACACAAAAAGAAAGACUGCUUUGAGAGACCUAGGCGAGUUGGAGCAAAAUUUACAGGAACUAACAUAGCUCCAGACGAACAUGUCCAGCCUCAGCUGAUGUUUGACUAUGAUGGGAAGAGGGAUAGGUGGAAUGGCUACAAUCCAGAAGAGCACAUGAAAAUUGUGGAAGAAUAUGCCAAAGUUGAUCUGGCAAAACGAACACUGAAAGCCCAGAAACUCCAAGAAGAAUUGGCCUCAGGAAAGUUGGUGGAACAGGCAAAUUCUCCAAAACACCAGUGGGGAGAAGAGGAACCAAAUUCUCAAAUGGAAAAAGAUCAUAAUAGUGAGGAUGAGGAUGAAGAUAAAUAUGCAGAUGAUAUUGACAUGCCUGGACAGAACUUUGACUCUAAGAGACGGAUUACUGUUCGGAAUCUCAGGAUUCGAGAAGAUAUUGCAAAAUAUUUGCGGAAUUUAGAUCCAAAUUCUGCUUACUAUGAUCCCAAAACUAGAGCGAUGAGAGAAAAUCCCUAUGCCAAUGCAGGAAAGAAUCCAGAUGAAGUGAGCUAUGCGGGAGACAACUUUGUUAGAUAUACAGGGGAUACCAUUUCAAUGGCUCAGACACAGUUGUUUGCAUGGGAAGCCUAUGACAAGGGAUCUGAAGUGCAUCUGCAGGCCGAUCCUACCAAGCUAGAGCUCUUGUAUAAGUCCUUCAAGGUCAAAAAAGAAGACUUCAAAGAACAGCAGAAAGAAAGCAUAUUGGAAAAGUAUGGUGGCCAAGAACAUUUGGAUGCUCCUCCAGCUGAAUUGCUUUUAGCUCAGACAGAAGACUAUGUGGAGUACUCAAGACAUGGGACAGUCAUUAAAGGACAGGAGCGGGCUGUCGCCUGCUCCAAAUAUGAGGAGGAUGUGAAGAUCCACAAUCACACACAUAUCUGGGGAUCUUACUGGAAAGAAGGCAGAUGGGGAUACAAAUGCUGUCACUCUUUCGUCAAGUUUUCCUAUUGCACUGGAGAAGCUGGGAAGGAGAUUGUUAAUUCAGAGGAAUGUAUUGUAGAUGAUAUAAUUGGAGAAGAAUCCGUGAAAAAACCUCAAACCCUCAUGGAGAUACAUCAGGAAAAACUAAAAGAGGAGAAAAAGAAGAAAAAGAAGAAGAAGAAGAAGCAUCGAAAGAGCAGCUCAGAUAGUGAUGACGAAGAAAAGAAACAGGAAAAACUGAAAAAGGCACUGAAUGCAGAGGAGGCCCGCCUUCUUCAUGUGAAGGAGCUCAUGCAGGUUGAUGAGAGGAAGCGGCCUUACAAUAUCCUCUAUGAAACCCGGGAGCCCACCGAGGAGGAAAUGGAGGCCUAUAGAAUGAAGCGACAGAGGCCCGAUGACCCCAUGGCCUCUUUCCUUGGACAGUAGGAACUGGUUGCAGAUGGACAUUCAUGAUACACACAGCUGAUACAUUCUUUUCAGCUUCUUACCAAUGAUUGUAGAUGGAAAAGUCAGGGUCUUCUCAUCUUGCUGCCUGACUCUAAUAAAGCUUCCAGAAGUCUAAUAGUAAAUUCAUUCCUUUCCAUGCUGAAGGAAUAGAAGAAAAAUAAAGAGGAGGUACAUUAAGAGCAGAUUAAGAUUUUUAUUUCUGAUAUGGAAAGAGGCCCUGGCUGGCUUGCUCAAUUGCUUGGCAUUUUGAACGACAUAUUAAUUACUUUUUCUCAAAACUAGGGCUUCAUUUAUUUAAAAAAAAAUUAGUACCUGUAAUUUUUUUUUUUUUUUUGCCUUCUAAUGUUUUCAUGGUUUGCAAUUAAAAAAAAAAUCUAUCUGAAAGGAAAUUUAUAGAACAUAUGAGUAACUUUAUCCUCUUUGGUAAUAAUUCUGUUUUUCAUUCAUUUAUAAAAUUUUGAUUUUUUUAAUUUUUUCUGGUGUCUCAUACCCAGAACUAAAUGUGUUAGCCUUUGAGUGGAAAAAUAGUUGUUUUGUCAUUCUUGAGUCAGAGUUGACCAAUCAGUGAUAGGUCUCUUACCAUUCUAUAUAAUAAAAGUAUAAUAAGCAAAUCAACCGAACAGUGGAAUGACUGGUCGCUAUGAUGUGCACUGACCCACACUCAAUGCAGGAACUGCUCCCUGGUGGUCAGUACAAUCCCACUCAGCCAGAAGCCGGGCUCAUGGCUAGCAAGUGGAGCAUCUCCAGCUUCCACUGCAGACAGGCUGUAAGGAGUGAGGGGUCCCAGAGUGCAAGAGGGAUGUCUGACUACCAGCUUAGGCCCAAUCAGACAUCACCCGAGGGGUCGCGGACUGAGAGGGCGCAGGCCAGGCUGAGGAAUACACCUUAUUCCUCUAGUUUUGGAUAUAAGCAUUUAGACACAGAAAUCCUUUAUCAUAGGGGAUAUUGUUUGUGAUACUAUUUUUUUUGUUUUAAUUGUGAUUGCUUUUAUGUAACAAUCAUGAAUACUAAAUUUGAUUUUGAGUAUAGAAUUUCCUUGUACCUAAUCUUUGUAGCCAGCAGGUGUCACUCUGUAAAAUUUGCAAAAGCAAAACCUAAAGUUGACAGUUUCUUUAAAGAAUUAUAAGAAUAGCUUGUAGGGCUACUCGCAACUGCGAAUGCCAUGAUCCUCAAGCCUCUUCUAUGAACAUUGUGAAAAUACUCACAGGAGGAACAGAGUCUGUGAAAAAAAAAAAAAAUAGUUAAAACCUUUGACAUGAGAAUAUUGACUUUUAACAGCUCAUUGGAUUUUCUGAGCUAUCAAAAUAUGCUAUUGCAUUAAGUUAGCAUUUUAGAAAUAAUUCUGGUGGGAGCAUAGCUGAGUUGUCAAGUACUAUGGCUAUCUGCAUGGUAUCUAGAUUCAGGCUGGUAUGAAAUUAAAAUAACAAAUGCAAAUAGAUCUAAUUCUUAGCCACUUUAAGAAUGUCAAAAGUUUAUGUUUUCAUAUUCCUACUUUAAUGUAGGAUAGUUCAGCGUAAAUCUGAGAUUGGCGUUUAUUUUUUAUCUUAUUUAUCUUCUGUUAAUAAAGAUUUAUAAUUGAGAAU
Messenger RNA from Pipistrellus kuhlii (Kuhl's pipistrelle), 3488 nucleotides. RefSeq names its product SLU7 homolog, splicing factor (gene SLU7). Gene Ontology annotation, biological process: mRNA splicing, via spliceosome. Gene Ontology annotation, molecular function: pre-mRNA 3'-splice site binding. Gene Ontology annotation, cellular component: spliceosomal complex. Bases 124 to 1884 code for a protein of 586 amino acids. The transcript is spliced from 16 exons. The record is from RefSeq and is a predicted model, not a curated record. Lineage: Eukaryota; Metazoa; Chordata; Mammalia; Chiroptera; Vespertilionidae.